AUGAAUCAGCGGCUGAAUUUGCCAGCGGGCUUCAGAUUCCAUCCCACCGACGAUGAGCUCGUGGUGCACUAUCUAUGCCGCCGGUGUGCGGGAGAGCAGAUCCCUGUCCCUGUUAUAGCUGAUAUCGAUCUCUACAACUUCGAUCCAUGGGAUCUUCCCCAAAUGGCACUAUACGGUGAAAAGGAGUGGUAUUUCUUCUCCCCGAGAGACCGGAAGUAUCCCAAGGACUCGCGCCCAAACCGGGCUGCAGGGACCGGCUACUGGAAGGCCACUGGGGCCGAUAAGCCCAUUGGCAGGCCCAACACCCUUGGCAUCAAGAAAGCUCUCGUCUUUUACGCUGGAAAAGCCCCAAGAGGAGUCAAAACCAACUGGAUUAUGCACGAAUACCGCCUGGCCAACGUCGACCGAUCUGCAGGAAAAGCCAACAAUCUCAGGCUCGAUGAUUGGGUCUUGUGCCGUAUAUACAACAAGAAAGGGACAAUCGAGAAGCACUAUAAUGUGGACGAGACGGACGUGCAGUUCUCAGACAGCGAGGAGGAACAGAAGUCCAACGUCGGCUCGUUCGGUGACAUGAUACCACACUUUGACCUCUCGGCCUCGAUGCAAGAAUUGCAUAGAGACCCGAGUAGCGAGUUUGCAUGUGGUAAUAAUAGUAAGGAGGUCCAGAGCAAGCCAAAGUGGAGUGACCUGGAAAAGUCGCUCAAUUUUCAGCUCGGUUACAUGGAUGCGUUUGGGGAUGACCCGUUUGGGUCCCAAGUGCAAUAUAAUGAUCACUACUCCUCCAUGUUCUCUUCGUACAUGCACAAGCCUUUUUGA
Striga hermonthica is the source of this 816-nucleotide messenger RNA. NCBI's taxonomy places the organism in Eukaryota, Viridiplantae, Streptophyta, Magnoliopsida, Lamiales, Orobanchaceae. The record is from the annotation of a GenBank genome assembly.